Messenger RNA from Chanos chanos (milkfish), 696 nucleotides. RefSeq names its product transmembrane protein 179a, genome duplicate A (gene tmem179aa). The record is from RefSeq and is a predicted model, not a curated record. The coding region runs from base 1 to 696 and encodes 231 amino acids. The transcript is spliced from 4 exons. Lineage: Eukaryota; Metazoa; Chordata; Actinopteri; Gonorynchiformes; Chanidae.
AUGGCCCUUGACAAUUUCCUUUUCGGUCAGUGCAUUCUUUAUUUUUUGGCGUUUCUAUUUGGUUUCAUUGCGGUCGUGCCGCUAUCGGAAAACGGCGAUGACUUUCAGGGGAAAUGUUUACUGUUUACUCAGGGAAUGUGGCAGAAUGAGAACAUGACGAUAGGUAAACAGCGCUUUAUAGUAGAGGAAUGGGGACCCGAGUCGUCCUGCCGCUUCAUUACUUUCGUGGGCAUCGUUUCCCUCAUCCUCUCUGCCGUCCAAGUGUGGCGGACGUUUUUCUUCCUCUGCAAAGGUCACGACGACUCGUUCUUCCAUGCCUUUUUAAACCUUCUUCUGAGCUCUCUGGUGGUGUUUGUGGUUUUUGUGGCUGGUACCAUCUCCAGUGUGGGCUUUAGUGCUUGGUGCGACACCAUCACUGAAAAUGGAGCCCUGCCUAGCAGCUGUGAGGACCUUCAGGAUACUGAUUUGGAACUUGGCUUGGACAAUUCCUCUUUUUAUGAUCAGUUUGCCAUUGCACAAUUUGGGUUGUGGUCAGCGUGGCUAACCUGGCUGGGUCUUACAGUCUUGGCCUUCCUGAAAGUUUACCGGAACCACAGGCACCAGGACCUGCUGGAUAGCCUGGUUCAUGAGAAGGAGCUAUUGCUAAGUCGGUCACGCAGGGGGUCUGAUGUCCAUGACAGGAAUGCCAUGAUCUGA